Messenger RNA from Peromyscus maniculatus bairdii (prairie deer mouse), 793 nucleotides. The record is from RefSeq and is a predicted model, not a curated record. NCBI's taxonomy places the organism in Eukaryota, Metazoa, Chordata, Mammalia, Rodentia, Cricetidae.
AUGCUUUCGGGCCGCCGCAGCGCGCACGCGCGCCCCAGAGACGCCUGCCCGCUGGGGCCCGGGCGCUGCUGUCACCUGCAGACGGUGCAGGCGACCCUGGAGGACCUGGGCUGGAGCGACUGGGUGCUGUCCCCGCGCCAGCUGCAGCUGAGCAUGUGCGUGGGCGAGUGCCCGCACCUCUACCGCUCGGCCAGCACGCACGCGCAGAUCAAAGCGCGCCUGCACGGCCUGCAGCCCGACCGGGUGCCCGCCCCCUGCUGCGUCCCCUCCGGCUACACCCCGGUGGUCCUGCUGCACCGGACGGACAGCGGCGUGGCUCUGCAGACCUACGACGACCUGGUGGCCCGCGGCUGCCACUGCGCAUGAGCGCCGCGCCGCCCCCGCACUCCUCCCUGAUAUUUAUAUUUGUAUUUAUUAUUAUUAUUAUUAUUAUUAUUAACUUAUUGGGGUCGGGCUGGGUGGGUGGGUGGGUUGUGUAUUUAUUUAAAACUGUUAAUAAACGUGAGGCUGGUUUCUAUGAGGGGCUGAGACGGAGCCUCAGUUUCCCCACGGCUGCCGCGGAAGGGACGCACGGGUGAGAGCGGAUGCGGUGCCAGGCCAGGCUGCUGCGAUCUCUCCGCGCUUGGGGCCAAGCCCGAUGACCUGGGUUCGAUCCCCGGGGACGCACUGCGUGGUGGAAAGGACUCGUGAGAGCUGUGCUCCGAUCUCCGCGCGAGCUCGCCCUCCCUCCCCCUCCCUCCCUGUCUCCGCCUCUCACAUACACACAAUGUAAUAAAAACUACUUUUUACAGAA